Molecule: messenger RNA, 2317 nt
Organism: Schizosaccharomyces octosporus yFS286
Lineage: Eukaryota; Fungi; Ascomycota; Schizosaccharomycetes; Schizosaccharomycetales; Schizosaccharomycetaceae
Product: R3H and G-patch domain-containing protein
Exons: 1
Coding region: 180-2099 (639 amino acids)
Molecular function (GO): nucleic acid binding
Source: RefSeq, a predicted model, not a curated record
GCAUAUUUCGCCCACUACUGUGUAAACGCGUAAGAUAUGAUCUUAAUCUUCAGUAAACGUAAGUAACCUAGCUUUCACCAUACACCAUUGCACUGUUAAAAAUAGUGCUUGUAUAGUUUUGUUCUUAUUUAUUUUAUUUUCUUUAGAAUACCAGUUUCUAAGUCUAUCUUCUACAUUCAAUGCCAUCGUUCGGCGAUUUGGAAGUAUUGGACCAACUCGAUAAUGCUGACUUUCUAAACUCAAGUACUCGGAUUCGUCGCUUUAAAGGGUCGAAAAAGAAUGCUCAUACGUUUCCUCGUAGUAAAGGAAAUCGUAUUUCACAAUGGCCUCGCAUGAGGUUUGUACGUGCCGUGGAUAUCUUCAAUCCUACCGAAGAAGUUAAUAGAAUGAUCCAAGAGGAGAAAAGCAAACAAGAAGCUACCAGAUCUAGAGAACUUGUAAACAAUAACGAGGUUUCUGAAAUAAAGCAUUCAUAUUCCCCAAAAAAACCUGGUACCCAUCCAGACGUUGUGUUAUUCAAACCUGUGCGCUAUAACGGUACUUCACGUGAAGACAAGGAACCUUCACACAUACACGGGAAUAUUCAUGAAGAUGUUCCCGUUUCCAAACCCGAGAAUGAAUUGAAAGAAAACCAUUCUUCUAGUAUUACUUUAAACACUCCUCGCUCCCAAGAAUUACCUAAGCGUGAAGGUUCACAAAAAGAAAACAUCAGCGAGACAAAGAGAGAAGCCCAGAAAACAUCUGAAAAACAUUUUGGAAGGGAGAAACCCUAUGUCCUUUCGGAUACAGAUGAGAAUUUACCGGAUGAAGACAGCACUGACACAGAUUUAAAAUUCAGCAUGAACAAAUUUGCCAACUUGUCUAUGAAUUCUGAAAAUGAUGAAGAUGAUGAAUCUAUGGAAGGAGAUGAUGACAUUGAGAGUAUAAAUGCAGAAUCUGCAGACGAGAAUGAACUAUCUUUUAGCAUGGACUCAGAUUUGCUUAAUGACCAAAAUGACGAGGAUUAUGAUUAUGACGAUGAAGUACUAGCAAAUGUUUUGGCUGAAACUGAAAACUUAGAAGACGAAGAAGUAAAUGCUUUGCUAAAUAGUGUUUUUGAUGAUAGUGACGAUUCCGAAAUUGAAGCUUACCUAAGUGUUGGAGACACUGGUGUAAAUGACUUUACACUUUAUGAUUACGAUAGCGAUGAUGAGCCCUACCAGAGAACAACCCAGGAGCCAUCAAAAGAAUUCACCAAGAAAGGAAACAAGAAAAAAGAAAAACCAAAGAAAGCAUCUAAAAAAGAAACAAGAGCUCAAAGGAAACUUGAAAGAAAAGCUGGAAAAUCUGUUGCAAAUCGGCUCGCUAGUGCUUAUGAUGUCGACGAUGACAUUGCACAGGAGUUAGAAAUGUACUCUCAUCUUCAAGAACAAUGGAUAAAAGAUCACCAGAAGAAAGCAAAAAAGCGUAAUGAACGUGAAGAAAAACGUGCACAAGGCCUAUUAGGGAAAAAAUCUAGUAAGAAACUGGCUAAAAAAGCAGCAGCUUCUGAGAAAGGUUCAGAUCCCGAUAGUCCUACCCUAUCUAAAGCAGACCAUGCAUUCAUCAUGGACGCAUAUAAGCGGAUGCAACAAUUAUCUCUUUCAGGAGUGGAUGAGGUUUCUCUUCCCGCAUGUCCGAAAUAUGUUCGCCGUUUAGUUCAUGAAUUAGCUAAUCGUUUGAAUCUCCGUUCUCAAAGCUAUGGUUCUGGUAAGAAACGGUACACAGUUCUUUCUAAAACCCCCCGAUUCAAUUCCUUAGACAUAAAUAGCGCAUCGUUAACGAGGAUUCUACAUCGUGUGCAACUGUCUGUUGGAAAGCGAUCUGGAAUUCCUGGAAAACCAGGUAAAAAGCCUAACAUUAUGCUUGCUUCGAAGCGUACCGUUAGUAGUGCUACCAAGCUAUAUGAAGGCCAAGUGGUAGGUGGUGAUGCUCCUGAAAUCACUCGUGCUAAUCCAGGUCGUCGUAUGUUAGAACGACUAGGUUGGUAUGCUGGUAAAGGGUUAGGACAUCCAGAAAAUGAAGGCUCCCACGAAAGUUUGCGUGCUAUCGUAAAGACUAGCCGCAGUGGUUUAGGAUAGAGUCCAUUCAUUUUUUCAUUGAUGACGAGGAUGUAUAUAUCUGGAAUGAAUUACUAUUCUUUUUCUUUUUUUUGGUAUACUUCGUGAAAGCAUAUACUAUUUGAGGUGUAUCUUAAGUUCUUGUACAUAGACUACGCAUGUCAAAAUUAAAGAAAAUAAAUAGCAAGUGAAACAUCUUGUUAAGUCUUAAUUUCUUAUUUUUGUUCGUAAAUAUUAUU